Molecule: messenger RNA, 1851 nt
Organism: Diorhabda carinulata
Lineage: Eukaryota; Metazoa; Arthropoda; Insecta; Coleoptera; Chrysomelidae
Exons: 4
Coding region: 93-752 (219 amino acids)
Source: RefSeq, a predicted model, not a curated record
AAAAAGAUUCUGCAAAUUCAGUUAAUUUUUUCGAAAAAAAAUUGUACUUAAAGCUUCUUACUGGUUUACUAUUGAAGUGAAUUUGGUUGGAAAUGGGUAUAGAAGAGUGGUGGAACAAUCCUUGUCAGGUUGAGUCAGAAACAGAAUCAUUGUCUGGCACGAAGCCAAUAGAAGAAUGGAAUGUACUUUCACUAAUACAUCAAGUGUACCAGUUAAAACAAAAAACAGAAAGAAAUAAAUCAGAAUGGGCAAUGAAAACAUUCCAAAAACCCUUCGAUGAUUUAUACAAUGACGUGGAGUAUGACUGGUUACCAAAGACUCCCAAAAAUAUGACUGAAAGCUUAGAAGAUGGACGCAAGUUCGAUGAACUACAGCCUGAAAACUUGGUCAGUCAACUUUAUCACGAUUUUCUCAUAUAUUCGGCAGCCAUUACUUUCCUAGCUUACGAAGAAACCGCAGAUCCUGGCGAAAUUUUUCAGAUUAUACAAUUCGAAUUGGAAGUUUUUUUAUGUACGUUUCAAAGAUUUUUGAAAGAUAUAAACGUGAAUUUCCCACCUCAAGUUCACGUAGACAUUAUACCAGAAGAAUUGGAUGGUACCAAUCUAAACAGCGACGAGAUAAAUAAGAGAAAUUUGAUCAUAUACAGGGAGUAUGUGAAGGGUUUGGAUUAUUUGAUUGAAGUGCUGGAAUAUAUCGAUCAUAUGCAUGGCGUCAAAAUCCGUGAAAAGCUUACACAGAAAGUAGAAAACUAGGAUGUAUCUUAUACAUUCUGUUCAAUUUAAGUUAAGUUCUAAUUGUAGUCAGAAAUGCUAUUUUCCAGUUUUCUGUAAACUGGAAACAAAAAAUUAAUUCCAAUAAUUAUUCAAUACUAUCGCAAGAGCUUCGAAAAUAAUCGAUUAUUUCACCAUUAAAGAAGCGUAAUAAGUCAGAAUUUCAUAACAGCUUCGAUUAUAAUCGAUUGUUUCAUGAAUAUAUAGACGUAAACAGUUAUAAUAUCAAAAAACAACGUAAACAAUCGAUUGUUUUAUAACUAUCGAGGCGUAAUCAGUUGUGAUAUUGCAAGAGCUUCGAAAAUAAUCGAUUAUUUCAUCAUUAAAAAAGCGUAAUAAGUCAGAAUUUCAUAACAGCUUCGAUUAUAAUCGAUUGUUUCAUGAAUAUUGAGACGUAAUCAGUUAUAAUAUCAAAAAACAACGAAAAAAAAACGAUCAUUUCAUUAUUAAAAAAGCGGAAUAAGUCAGUAUUUCAUAACAGCUUCGAUUAUAAUCGAUUGUUUCAUGAAUAUCGAGACGUACUCAGUUGUGAUAUUGCAAGAACUUCGAAAUUAAUCCAUUUUAAAAGGAAAUAAAUGUAAUCAGUUAUUAUAUCGAAAGAACGACGAGAACAAUCGAUUGUUUUACGAAUAUAGACGCGUAUAAAAGCUUCGAAAAUGAUCGAUUUCAUAAAAAAUACACGUAAUCAGUUGUAAUAUCGAAAAAAAGAGAACAAUCGAUUACUUUAAGAGUUUAGAGACGUAAUUAGUUAUAAUAUCACAAGAGCUUCACAAAUAAUCGAUUAUUUCACCAACAAAAAAGCGUGAUAAGACAGAAUUUUGUAACAACCUCGAAUAUAAUCGAUUGCUUCAUGAGUAUUGAGACGUUACCCCAAGAAAUUAAUAUUAUUAAUAUUGCUUAAAAUAAAACUUGAAGCUAUUAGGAAGCGAUUCAUUACGAUUUUAAGGCGUUUUCUGACUUUUUGAGAAAUUUGAAAAAGUAGUUGAUACCUAAACAAACUUUUUUGGAGUAAUUAAAAAUUGAAAUAUCAUAAUCAAUAUUGUAUAUUUACUAUUACAUAAAAUUAAAGAAUUAUUCGUAA